Messenger RNA from Episyrphus balteatus (marmalade hoverfly), 901 nucleotides. Its product is annotated as larval cuticle protein LCP-30-like. The transcript is spliced from 3 exons. Gene Ontology annotation, molecular function: structural constituent of chitin-based larval cuticle. The record is from RefSeq and is a predicted model, not a curated record. The coding region runs from base 52 to 780 and encodes 242 amino acids. Lineage: Eukaryota; Metazoa; Arthropoda; Insecta; Diptera; Syrphidae. Gene Ontology annotation, cellular component: chitin-based extracellular matrix.
AGUUGUUUCGAGGUGCUAUAGCUUUUAUAGCAUUAUAAAAAGAACAUGUAAAUGGGAUGUUCAACGCAUUUAGUUGCAACAACUGCAAUCGAUAAUAUGAUGAAGGUAUUUCUGAUACUCACACUUGGAUUUGUCUGCGUGUGGAAUGCAAGUGGUCAGAACGAUGGGAGAUACGUUCCACCAACUACUAGGAGACGAAUUAGUUCUCUAGCUAGUGGGCGUUAUGCUGGCGCAGGCGAUGGAAGAUAUCGUCCUAGCAACGAUGGAAGGUAUAGCGGAGGCAAUGAUGGAAAAUACGUUCAUGUCGAUGUACCUGGAGGUGCCUACACUGGCGGUGGUGGACAGUACGUUCCAGAAAAACCUAAACCCAUACCAACUGCCCCAACACCAAAACGUCCACCAGUUGAUCUAACCCCAAAAGCUAUUAAACCUUCAGUUCAAGGAAAAGGAACUGGUGAAGGAGGUGGUGGAUGGAAAAUCAUUCGUGAUGAAAAUUCUGUGGAAUCUGAUGGAUACCAAUAUCUUUGGGAAACCGAAAAUGGAAUUUUGGCUGAAGAACAAGGAAAAAUUCAGCCUUUGAAUAGUGGUGAUGAAGCCCUUCGAUCGACUGGUUACUAUGAAUACACUGGAGAUGAUGGUCUCCUUUAUCGUGUUGAUUAUGUCGCAGAUGACAAUGGUUUUGUACCAGUUGGGGAACAUAUUCCUACACAACCGCCGCACGUUCCCAAGUUAUUGGCUUAUUUGGCAGCAAAUGCACCAUCUAACCGCCGAAGGAGAUAAAUCCGUCCCAAUAAGCUACUCGAGCAGUAAUGAAUCUCAAUUGUAUAUUUUUAUUCUAAAUCAACGUACCUUAACUCCUUUAAGUCUAUAAUCUUCAAUAAAAGUGCUUUUAUGAUUUUUU